Molecule: messenger RNA, 774 nt
Organism: Varanus komodoensis (Komodo dragon)
Lineage: Eukaryota; Metazoa; Chordata; Lepidosauria; Squamata; Varanidae
Gene: DYNLRB1
Product: dynein light chain roadblock-type 1
Exons: 4
Coding region: 143-433 (96 amino acids)
Biological process (GO): microtubule-based movement
Cellular component (GO): centrosome; cytoplasm; cytoplasmic dynein complex
Molecular function (GO): dynein intermediate chain binding
Source: RefSeq, a predicted model, not a curated record
UGAUGAUUGGCUACCUUCGCGGCAAGCCCUGUAGGGCGAGAGGGCCGCGCAGGCGCGCGAAGUCCCUGGGACUGGGCUGCGGCGCCGGCAGGCAAAUACUUGGCCUAGCAGAAGGUGUUGGUCUCUAACCUCUGCCGGCAACAUGGCUGAGGUGGAAGAAACUCUGAAGCGAAUUCAGAGUCAAAAGGGAGUCCAGGGAAUCAUUGUUGUUAAUGCAGAAGGUAUUCCCAUCAAAACCACCAUGGAUAAUUCCACAACAAUGCAGUACGCAGGUUUAAUGCACAACUUAAUCAUGAAGGCACGGGGCACUGUGCGAGACAUUGAUCCCCAGAAUGACCUCACAUUCCUGCGGAUCCGCUCCAAGAAAAAUGAGAUCAUGAUUGCGCCAGAUAAAGACUACUUCCUAAUUGUCAUUCAGAAUCCAACAGAGUGAAAGCUUCCCAAACUCAUCUGAUCUACUGUUCCUUAUACUUAAAUAUAUUUUUAUUUAAUAUACAAAAAUGGUCAUUAGUAAUUAUGUGCUGCAUUAAUAAUGUUAAAGCAGAAUUUCUUUUAAAAAUCUUUACCUAACCAAACUAUCACUCCAUGGAGAAGACAGGUGAUGAAAUCAGGAUAGGUUUUUCUUUUCCUGUUAGAUUUGAAAAUAACUUUAUGUAACUGUUGUCUAUAUUUCUAAUGACUAUAAGUUCUCCUUUUAUUUCUUUUUUAUUUUGUGACUUGUUUACAUCUGGAAGAGACUAUUUCCUUUGAAAUGCAUUAAAAUACUCAAAGAAA